Messenger RNA from Miscanthus lutarioriparius, 624 nucleotides. The record is from the annotation of a GenBank genome assembly. NCBI's taxonomy places the organism in Eukaryota, Viridiplantae, Streptophyta, Magnoliopsida, Poales, Poaceae.
AUGGAGGGACGGGAGGAGAGGAGCCCGAGGCAGAUAGAGAUGGAAUCACUGCCCCUCACAGCUGAAGCGAUUGCUUUUACUGAGAAAAAGAUGGACAUGACUUUGGAGGAUAUAAUCAAGAUGUCAAAGAAAAAGAAUCCUGGAGGUAAGAAACCUCCCAGGCAGCCGAUCAAAAAGCGCCCAUUCCAGAAUGGCAACUCUAAUAAAGGGAAUGGCAAGGUUCAACGGUUUUUGGAAUCUAGAUCAACCAUUAGACAAGGUGUUCUUGCACAGAGAAGGUCAAAUCUUGGUGGAAGUCAGUUCCCUGCUACAAAGCAGGCUGCGAAGAAGGCUGCUGCUAUGCCAAUGCACAACGGGGCUGUCCGUUGGAACAAGCCAAGUGCAAGUACCUUAGUGCAGAGGAGGCCUGUAGGUGAUGCUUUUCAGAAUGCCAAGGAGUCGCAGAACCAGGCAGCACCAAGGACGAUGGAUGCACUCUUUGCACAGAUGAAGGCGCAACGCAUGAGGACUGUACCACAGCAGCAGGCAAAUCCUGCCCCUGGGCGUCAUUUCAACCAGCAGCGACUUCAGCAGCAGCAGAGGCGAGGUAGAGGAUAUGGUGGCCGUAAUGUUGGCAACCAAUGA